Messenger RNA from Crotalus tigris (Tiger rattlesnake), 2506 nucleotides. It is a transcript of the gene NAA35, whose product is annotated as N-alpha-acetyltransferase 35, NatC auxiliary subunit. Gene Ontology annotation, cellular component: NatC complex. The transcript has 22 exons. Gene Ontology annotation, biological process: N-terminal peptidyl-methionine acetylation. Lineage: Eukaryota; Metazoa; Chordata; Lepidosauria; Squamata; Viperidae. The record is from RefSeq and is a predicted model, not a curated record. Bases 1 to 2178 code for a protein of 725 amino acids.
AUGGUUAUGAAAGCUGCUGUAGAUGAUGAUGAUUCAGGAUGGGAGAUGAAUAUAGCUGAGAAGAUGGAAAAGGGUAACACAAGCUGGAUAGAUAUUACCCAAGAUUUUGAAGAUUGCUGUAAAGAAUUGAAGUUAGGAGAGUUGCUUCAUGACAAACUUUUUGGUCUGUUUGAAGCCAUGUCUGCUAUUGAAAUGAUGGAUCCUAAGAUGGAUGCUGGUAUGAUUGGAAAUCAAGUUAAUCGUAAAGUUCUUAACUUCGAACAAGCUAUCAAGGAUGGGACCAUUAAAGUUAAAGACUUGUCCUUGCCUGAAUUGAUAGGAAUAAUGGACACUUGCUUUUGCUGCUUGAUAACAUGGCUAGAAGGCCAUUCCUUGGCACAGACAGUAUUCACCUGCCUCUACAUUCAUAACCCUGACUUUAUCGAGGAUCCUGCUAUGAAGGCAUUUGCACUGGGUAUCCUGAAAAUUUGCGACAUUGCUAGAGAAAAAGUAAACAAGGCCGCAGUAUUUGAAGAGGAAGAUUUUCAGUCUAUGACAUAUGGAUUUAAAAUGGCAAACAGUGUGACAGAUCUCCGAGUUACAGGUAUGCUAAAGGAUGUUGAAGAUGAUCUGCAACGGCGAGUUAAGAGCACUCGAAGCCGACAAGGAGAAGAGAGAGAUCCAGAAGUAGAACUUGAACAUCAGCAGUGCUUUGCAGUAUUCAGCAGAGUGAAGUUUACUCGGAUAUUACUGACUGUAUUAAUAGCCUUUACCAAGAAAGAGACUAGUGCAGUUGCAGAAGCUCAGAAGUUGCUGACUCAGGCUGUUGAUUUGCUGUCUGCGAUUCACAAUUUAAUACAUCAUGGUAUUCAGGCUCAGAAUGAUACAACCAAAGGAGAUCAUCCUAUAAUGAUGGGUUUUGAGCCACUAGUUAAUCAGAGAUUGCUCCCUCCAACUUUUCCUCGAUAUGCAAAAAUUAUUAAAAGAGAAGAAAUGGUUAACUAUUUUUCAAAACUUAUAGAACGAAUCAAAACUGUAUGUGAAGUCAUCAAUUUAACCAAUUUGCAUUGCAUACUAGAUUUUUUCUGUGAGUUUAGUGAACAAUCACCCUGUGUUCUUUCAAGAUCACUGUUACAGACCACUUUUCUUGUGGACAAUAAAAAAGUGUUUGGUACUCAUCUUAUGCAAGACAUGGUAAAAGAUGCCCUAAGAUCUUUUGUCAGUCCACCAGUACUUUCAUCAAAGUGUUGUCUUUAUAAUAAUCACCAGGCUAAGGACUAUAUUGACUCCUUUGUCACACACUGUGUCCGACCAUUUUGCAGUUUGAUUCAAAUUCAUGGGCAUAACAGAGCUCGACAGAGAGAUAAACUUGGCCAUAUUCUUGAAGAAUUUGCUACUUUGCAAGAUGAGGCAGAGAAAGUGGAUGCAGCUCUUCACAGUAUGCUCUUGAAACAAGAACCUCAAAGGCAGCAUUUGGCAUGCUUGGGAACCUGGGUCCUAUACCAUAAUCUUCGCAUUAUGAUACAGUAUCUUCUCAGUGGGUUUGAACUGGAGCUAUACAGCAUGCAUGAAUAUUACUACAUAUAUUGGUACCUUUCUGAAUUUUUGUAUGCAUGGCUAAUGUCAACACUCAGUCGUGCUGAUAGUUCUCAGAUGGCCGAAGAAAGAAUAAUGGAAGAACAACAAAAAGGCCGGAGUAAUAAAAAAACUAAGAAAAAGAAAAAAGCUCGUCCUCUGAGCAGAGAGAUUACCAUGAGCCAAGCCUAUCAAAAUAUGUGUGCUGGAAUGUACAAGACUAUGAUUGCUUUUGACAUGGAUGGUAAAGUGAGGAAACCAAAAUUUGAACUUGAUAGUGAACAAGUUCGAUAUGAACAUCGGUUUGCCCCAUUCAACAGUGUCAUCACACCACCACCUGUGCAUUAUUUGCAAUUCAAGGAAAUGUCUGAUCUAAACAAAUACACUCCUCCACCUCAGUCUUCUGAUCUCUACAUGGCUGCUAGCAAACACUUCCAGCAAGCUAAAAUGAUACUGGAGAAUAUAUCUAACCCAGAUCAUGAGGUCAAUCGAAUUCUCAAAGUUUCCAAGCCCAAUAUUGUGGUUAUGAAAUUACUGGCAGGAGGUCACAAAAAGGAUUCUAAAGUUCCUCCGGAAUUUGAUUUUUCUCCUCAUAGAUACUUCCCAAUAGUGAAACUUGUUUAGGAGAACAGGUAAAUUAUAAUUUGCUCGGAGAAUCUCCUUUGUGCUGUGCUGAAAAAGGACAGAAAACUCUUGGUCAAAAGUACUCAUAUCAGGAGCAAUUUCAUUCAAUCCUCCUAAACAGCUGGAAUAACUGCUGUUUUAAAAUGGUUUGUGUGAAGUUCUUCUGCUGGAGCUAAUUUGAUAACUACAUUGUUGAAACUGUUAUGUUUUUAUUUUAUUGUAGAUUUAUCUAUAAAUCAUUUUUAUGAAUGGUGUUGGAACAUUUCAUAACGUGCUUGACCACUCUGAAAAUACAAUGCAAUAAAAGAAACGGUUUUGUUUUGAUAUA